UAACUAAGGAAAUCACCAGAUUUAUCAGAUAUUAUUGUGAUUUUAUAAUGUGGUAGUCAAAUAUAAACACAAAACCUACUUCACCCAAAAACUUUAUUCAGUGAUUAGCAGCAGCGUUGGUAAUUGUCCAAGUCAUAUUUCAUUCACAUUAUGUGAUAUUUGCAUAUUCCUCCGGUCUGUAUCUUUGACUGGAGACUGUAGAUGCUCCUAUUGAUGGAUCCUUCCCCAUGUUUAACCAUUGUCCCAGAGUGUGUUUUAUGGUCUCCAGUAAGGUCUGAUGGGCUCGGUGUGGACCACCCCUCACUGCGGUGCAGUAGUGAAGGAUAAAUAUAUCCCCCUUCCACCUCCUCCUCCUCCUGCUUUCGUUGAGUCCGCAACAUCCUGACUGGCCGAGGCUGGUGAUCGCAGGCAGCGGCAGCGGCAGCGGCAAGCCCCCCUCAAGACGGAUGAAUUAGACAACCUGCUGAAAACCACCGCCACCCCCUUUUUUUUUUCUUUCUUUCUUUUAUUUAUUUGAUAUAGUGAAGAGUCGGGCUGUAAACCCUGCCGCCCUCUUGAGUGUGAAGCGGAUACAAGGCUUCCAGUGUGCAGAUUCACCAUGGGGAUCAAAGCUGCCCUCCCCAGAUAUGAGCUGUAUCUCUACACAGCUGUACUCGGUGUGGCAUUGAUAUGGGCAGGCAGUUGGAUAUUUGAAGCUUCAAGCGAGAAUGUAAACAGAAAGGCCUUUAAAGAAAGUGUGAAACCAGGAUGGCAUUACUUUGGCAGGAAAAUGGAUGUUGCGGACUUCGAAUGGAUGAUGUGGUUUACUACAUUCCGCAAUCAUAUCCUUUUUGCUCUCACCGGUCACGUUAUCUUUGCCAAGAUAUUUUCCCUGCUAGUUCCAAAGAUUGGUAUAGAUGGAUGUAAGCACAGAUCCUUGAUCUUUGGUUUGUACGGUGGUUUGGCAGUCCUGAUCACGAUGGGCUGGACCUUCUUGGCUCUGGUUCUGUCUCACUGCAUCAUACUCUACAGCGUUGCCCUCGUCAAGAGCAGGUGGAUGUGCUUUGCAGCCGGCCUGGCCACGCUGGCUUCCAUCAAGCUGGAGCCCUAUAACUCCUGGCAGGAAUCUUUGGUGACCGGCUCUUUUGACCUGCAAGACAUUCUGUUCUAUGGAGGCUGCGGCUUCAGCAUCAUACGCUGUAUGAGCUUCGCAUUGGAGAACUGUGACAAGAAAGACGGCAACUUCACAUUCUCUGACCUGCUAAAAUACAACUUCUACCUCCCCUUCUUCUUCUUUGGACCUAUCAUGACUUUCGACAGGUAUCAUGUCCAGGCAAACAACACCCAGCUGACCCGCAAGGAAAGGGAGAUGUGGAACAUCACUACGAAGGCCUUGUUGCAUCUGGGAGUUAUUCUGAUAGUGGAUGUCUUCUUCCACUACCUCUACAUCUUGACAAUCCCCAGUGACAUGAAGCUGGUCACCAAGCUUUCUGACUGGUGUCUGGCUGGUCUGGCUUAUUCCAACCUGGUGUAUGACUGGGUAAAAGCAGCCAUGAUGUUCGGUGUCAUCAACACUGUGGCUACACUGGACCACCUGGACCCGCCUCAGCCUCCCAAGUGUAUCACCAUGCUCUACGUCUUCGCUGAGACGCACUUUGACAGAGGCAUCAAUGACUGGCUGUGCAGGUAUGUCUAUGACUAUAUUGGUGGCGAUCACGAUAAAAUUUUCAAGGAGCUCCUGGCAACCUUCUGCACUUUUGCUAUCACCACCUUGUGGCUGGGUCCAUGUGAGCUGGUUUAUAUCUGGUCCUUCUUCAACUGCUUCGGCCUCAACUUUGAGCUGUGGGUGGCCAAGUUCUUCUCCCUUCCACCAUUUUCUACCAUAGAGGGUGCAAUGGGUGAAGCCAUGUCACGCAGAAUCCGGGGUGUGUUCAAUGCUGCCAACUUCUGGGCCAUUGUCCUCUACAACAUUCUCUCCCUGAACAAUUUGGAGUUUGCCAAACUGGUGGGAAGACGACUGAUUGUCAAAGGUUUUCCUAUGUCCACCCUCUCAGUGUUACUUGUGACUUACUGUGGUGUGCAGCUGAUCAAAGAAAGGGAGAGACGUCAAGCUCUGCUGGACGAUCCGGAGCCUGUGAAGGCAGUAGAUGGUGGCAAAGAAAAAGCAGAAUAAAACAGGAAGGACGGGAAAACUGACUUUCACAGACUUCAUGGUCAACGGCCCCCCUCACAUUGUUCCGUCCUCAGCCUUGUGAACUGCAAUGAAACCAGACCGCAACAGCCAGUCACCACUUAUAAUGUUCACAGGCCUCCACAAGUUUUUGCUUGUGUUUGUCAGAAUCGAGGCAAUUUUUUUGAACUGUGAAAUGUCCUCAGGUGCACUUGCUGUAGAUAAUCGCCACAUCCUUUGGCACAAACCCACCAAUGGUGCAUUUUGUAUUUUAUCUGAACAAAAGAUUGUUUGGCAAAUGAUAGGCUUGCCAAAUAUUUAUUAGCUAUAACUAAUAGUAUAUAUAAGGACAUGCAGUAUUGUAAUGGAACAACUACUUUUCUUUCUGUGGUUGUCUCCUGUGUUCAUAUUUAAUUUCCCUCAGAUUUGGACAUAUCAAAUUAUAUCUAUAUUUUUAGUCAGAUCUUAAGUUUGCCUUAGACGCCUUAGUUCCUAAUCAUCACAAUGUUUAACCACACUGAAAGGGUUAAAAACUUGAAAUCGGGGUGCAAUAGAUGGAGUGCAAUGGAGAAAAAUAAACAAAAGGUUCUGUGGGCAGAUUGCAGCAGAUUGUAAUGUAUAUUUGCUCUACUGUCACUAAGCAAAAAUACACAAUGUAUAGGAUAGCCUAUAUUAAUGUUUACUGAGAAUGUAUUAGACCUCUGAAAAUGUUGAAUGACUGAAUGUAGUUCAACCAUCCAGAGUUAGCUUUACUCUGCCAACAUGUCAUCUACAUGACCUUUUGGGCAUAUCUUCCCUCCGCCCUCUUUCACAUGAUCCAGGCCCUCACUUCACUAUGAAAGGCAAUAGGCCUGGCAGUGAGUGAACGUGGGUCAGUCUUAUCCUGCCUGUCACCAAAACCUGCUGUCUGUCUUCAGUGCAGGAGACAUUGAGAGUUUAUGCAGAUUGUAAUGCCUUUUCUCCUUGAAGGGUUUUCAAACGUUUGACUUGAAAUAAAGUUUUGUUUCAUCAAAAAGUGA
This is a messenger RNA of Larimichthys crocea (large yellow croaker), 3168 nucleotides long. It is a transcript of the gene hhatla, whose product is annotated as hedgehog acyltransferase like, a. The transcript has 13 exons. The record is from RefSeq and is a predicted model, not a curated record. NCBI's taxonomy places the organism in Eukaryota, Metazoa, Chordata, Actinopteri, Sciaenidae. Bases 599 to 2152 code for a protein of 517 amino acids. Gene Ontology annotation, biological process: negative regulation of N-terminal protein palmitoylation. Gene Ontology annotation, molecular function: acyltransferase activity. Gene Ontology annotation, cellular component: endoplasmic reticulum.